This is a messenger RNA of Colletes gigas, 661 nucleotides long. RefSeq names its product NADH dehydrogenase [ubiquinone] 1 beta subcomplex subunit 10 (gene ND-PDSW). NCBI's taxonomy places the organism in Eukaryota, Metazoa, Arthropoda, Insecta, Hymenoptera, Colletidae. The transcript has 4 exons. The record is from RefSeq and is a predicted model, not a curated record. Bases 128 to 592 code for a protein of 154 amino acids.
AAAGUGCAUUUUACGGCCUCAGAGUAUGGCCUUUAUAUUAUAAAGGCUCUGUCAGAUUCUGAACUAGAGUCUUUUAGUGAAUUAAAUCAUUUUUGUAUUUGGUUUUUUAUAACUAAUUUAUACAAAAAUGGAAGAGGAACCAAAUAAGUUUGUUCGAUUUAUAAAGUCUGUAUACGACAUAAUAGAUAAACCGGUUGUCUAUUUCCGAGAAAAUAUCGUCGUUGCGAAUCAGAAGAAAUAUCCGUGGUACCAUCAACAAUUUCGUCGUGUUCCAACAAUUGAUGAAUGCUAUGAACUUGAUAUGGCUUGUCGUGUUGAAGCAGAACUUCAAUUUCAGCGUGAUUGGUUGGUUGACCAGGAGAUUCUGUAUGUAACAAGACUACGUCAAGAAGAUUGUUUCAUGGAAAAUCCUGAAAAUCAUGAGCUUUGUGAUGAAAUAGUUAAAACACACCAAGAUGCUCUUACAGCAUACCAAGUAAAAUAUGGUGACCUUGGUAUCAAGUGUAACGCAAUUAAUGCAUUCAUGAAACAAAAGCAUCGUAUGAUCUGGGAACGACGACACGGCCCAGUUGGUACUGGAACGAAGUUUUAAACUUCUGCUCCAGAUAAUAUUAAACUAUGUAGAUUAUUAAUUAAUGUAAAAAUGUAUCUUAUGCCCAGG